Mercenaria mercenaria is the source of this 1045-nucleotide messenger RNA. RefSeq lists its product as uncharacterized. The transcript has 3 exons. The record is from RefSeq and is a predicted model, not a curated record. Lineage: Eukaryota; Metazoa; Mollusca; Bivalvia; Venerida; Veneridae. Bases 95 to 571 code for a protein of 158 amino acids.
CUUUCACAACUCUUAACAGGAAAAGAAUGUUAUCUUAAUGUUUAAAUAUAUAUAAUACAAGAAACUUUCACACCUAAACAUACUUUUGAUUAGAAUGCAUUUCGUUUUAUUUAAGUUAACGCUAUUUGUUCAUUUAACUGGAAUAACAGAAGCAUUUCAAUGCUACCAGUGUUCAUAUGAUAAGCUCUCAAACACAGGCAAGGAUUGGAAUAACCCAAAAUGUAUGACUGCACCUGGAGAACUUGACAGAAGAACAACACAUUACCCGUGCAAUGACACGGGGUUCUGUACAUUCACGGAAACAUACAGUUUAGUGUCAAAAGUAGUGACUUCUUACUACCGGUCAUGCCAUAUAACGUCACUAGGCAACCAAUGUACGCAGGAGGCGACACGUCUAAUGUGUUUUGGAUCGUGCAAGGGAGAUUUUUGCAAUAGAAAUGACACAGGACGCCAACAUGUGAAAUUCUUUGGAAACAGUUCGUCUUCGAUAUAUACAUUGACCAGUCCUCUGUUUAUUUAUGUAUUAAUAUAUUUGUGUGUUUGCAAUGUUUAUAAAAGCUAUUUUUCUUAGUUAUACUGUUGUCUUAUUAUAUGUGAUGUUACAUGUAUACACCGAGAAAGAAGUAUAUAGCCUGGAAUUUGGAAGGACUAUGCCCUAUGCUAAAUGUUAAAUGCCAAUUUAAUGUAAAAUGUUUUUUUUUUAAAUGCGUAAUGCCAAAUAUUGACUGUAAAACGGUAAUUUUCGAAUGUUAAAUGCUAAUUGUAAUGUGUGAAAUGUAAGAGCUAAGAGCUCAAUUCAAAUAAUAAGGCGAAUAUAUCCGUGGAUGACUUCAUGCUUUCAGUAAUCAUUACCCUUCGUUAUAUAACACUAUCCCUGUUCUAAACAUUUUUUAAUAUUUUAGAGUGCACAUUUUAUGGUUUUAAUACUAUUGUAAUUAUUGUGUAACUGUUUACUUUUUAUCAACAUAUUUUCUUAUGUUAUAGUUAUGUUGUUAUUCAAGGCUUUGUUGUGCCAUAAAUUACUUCAAAUAAACCGUAAACAUUC